This is a messenger RNA of Penaeus monodon (black tiger shrimp), 1115 nucleotides long. RefSeq lists its product as uncharacterized. The transcript has 2 exons. The coding region runs from base 61 to 585 and encodes 174 amino acids. The record is from RefSeq and is a predicted model, not a curated record. NCBI's taxonomy places the organism in Eukaryota, Metazoa, Arthropoda, Malacostraca, Decapoda, Penaeidae.
CUAAAGUGAACAUUCCUCUCCACAGGCAACAACUUCCGCUGCGACACCCGCCUGAGCUGGAUGUUCCGCCUGCACAACACCACCAGAAGCCACAACGUCCGCAUGAACCUCGAGUCCGUCAUCUGCUACUUGGAGGCCGGCACGCUCCCCCCGAGGCUCGACGACCAAACCGUCACGCCCGCUUACGAGACCACGACCCUCGGCAUCGGCCCGAUGGUGAAGCUGUUCGCGCUGCGCGAGUCGGAGCUGCCCGACCCCAUGACGCGCUGGAUGCAGACGGCCGAGCCCGACUGCGACGAGGAGGCGCAGGAGAAGGAGAACGAGGCUGAGGACGCCGACGACCAGCAGAAGAGGCGCGGCCGCGGUCGCAAGAGCAAGAAGGUGCAGAAGAGCAAGGCGCAGAACGACAUGGCUCCCGUGGCGGCCGAGGAGCACCCGCAGGACAGCGCCAAGGUCGUGAUCGACCCCCCCGCCCCCGUGCAGGAGGAGUCCCGUGCCUACGAUUCCGGCGCCAGCUCCCCGCGCGCCGCGGUGGCCCCGCUCCUGGCACUCUGCUUGGCACUACUCUACGCACGUCCACACUGAGAUCUAUUGCGGAGGAUUAGGUCAUUAGGUUUUUAAUGUCUGAAGUGAUAUUGGAAACAACUCUUUUGGGGGGAAGUUUUUCGCCCGCUGACAUCUAACAUAUUAAUGAUAUUUUUCUUUUCCUAUGAAUUUGACAGACAUGUUGCAUCGCAUUCUGACUUGUAUAAAAAAUAAAAAAUAAAACUUAUUGCGCAGAAUGUAGAAGAAAAAGAAUAAAGAGGAAAAUCAAUCUGUGGAAUGCAACAGGAAUUCUCAUCAUGGACGUGCCAAAGUUUAUGUUGUUAAACAAAAGAAAAAAAAAGCUAAGUUUAUGAUAACCCAUAAGAUGAAAGUGCUUCAGGAUUUUUUUAUUAUUAUUUUUGGGUAUAAGUGUUGUCUCAAAACCUCCCUCAUAAGUUGCUGUGUCCCUCUGCCUUACUCCCUUAACCUGUAAACCUCAGCUAAAGUAAUGUUUGGUCUAUGAAACAAUACCUUUGCCAGUUCACGUGCUCUUUUGUACAUUGAUAGAAGAAAGUAUACAAUCACUGUAC